AUGGCGACAGGUGGAGAGUCGAGAAACAACGACGGGAGGGAGACGGGCGGAAAUCCGAGCUGUAUCUCACUCAACUCAUCAGCAGGGCCCGUCUGGCCUGGACAAACGUUGCCGGUCGAGAUGGAAGAAGAGUUCAGCGGGAGCAUGUCGACCAAGUGCGAUAGCAAGGGAGACGUACCGGGUCGCGUUCGGGUUCUCAUCGUCCGUUUUUCUUGUUGGGAAUCAUCAGCAGUCAAAUCGCCUCUGCCAUGGACGAUUCUGGGCUGA
This is a messenger RNA of Fusarium verticillioides 7600, 267 nucleotides long. RefSeq lists its product as hypothetical. The transcript has 3 exons. Lineage: Eukaryota; Fungi; Ascomycota; Sordariomycetes; Hypocreales; Nectriaceae. The record is from RefSeq and is a predicted model, not a curated record. Bases 1 to 267 code for a protein of 88 amino acids.